AUGGAAGCUUGCAGGAAAAUCUGCUUGGACGAUUGCCUUUGCCAAGGAUUCGCCUACAGGCUAACAGGAGAAGGGAACUGUUACGCAAAAAGUACCCUUUUCAAUGGCUACAAGUCCUCCAACUUCCCUGGGAGUUUAUAUUUAAAACUGCCUGUGGAUGUCGAAACGUCAGCACCCACUGUCCUUAAUGGUUCUGAUCUCAUAUGCGAGUCCAAGGAGGUUGAGGUUGUGCACAGUUCUUCUGUGUAUGACACUGCCAGUAAAAAGAUGAGAUGGGUUUAUCUCUACUCAUUUGCUUCUGCCAUUGGUGCCAUAGUAGUUCUCUUUAUUGUGUCAGGUUGGUGGUUUCUUUUCAGGGUACAUAAUGUGCCAUCUUCAGCUGAAGAUGGAUAUGGUCCGAUAUCAAGCCCGUUCAGGAGAUUUAGCUACACCGAACUCAAGAAGGCAACCAACAAUUUCAAAGUGGAGCUUGGAAGAGGAGGCUUUGGGGCUGUUUAUAAGGGUGUUUUGGUGGAUGAAAGGGCAGUAGCAGUGAAGAAAUUGGGAGAUUCCACUCAAGGGGAAGGGGAGUUUUGGGCUGAAGUAAGCACAAUCGGAAAAAUCUAUCACAUGAACCUAGUCAGAAUGUGGGGAUUCUGUUCAGAGGGUAGACACAGACUUGUAGUCUACGAGCAUGUAGAAAAUCUGUCACUGGAUAAGCAUCUCUUCAGCACGAGUUGUCUGGGAUGGAAAGAGAGGUUUAACGUUGCAGUGGGGACAGCGAGGGGUUUAGCCUACCUUCACCAUGAGUGUCUAGAAUGGGUUAUCCACUGUGACGUGAAGCCUGAAAAUAUACUUCUAGACAAUGGGUUUGAACCAAAGAUUGCAGAUUUUGUGCUAGCCAAGCUGUCUCAGAGAGGUGGCCCCGGUUCAGGAGAAUUCUCUCGGAUUCGGGGGACUAAAGGGUACAUGGCUCCAGAGUGGGCUAUGAAUCUUCCAAUUACGGCAAAAGUUGAUGUUUAUUGCUAUGGAGUUGUGGUUUUAGAGAUGGUGAGGGGAAUUCGGCUUUCGAAAUGGGUGGGUGAGGAUGGCGAGGAGCAGGAAGCUGAGCUUACGAGGUUUGUCAGGGUAGUGAAAAGGAAAAUUCAAUAUGGAGAAGACAAUUGGGUAGAGGAUACAGUGGACCCAAGAUUGAAGGGGAAGUUUAGCAGGCAGCAGGCAGCCAUGUUGGUCGAAAUAGGUAUUUCUUGUGUGGAGGAAGAUAGAAGUAAACGACCAACAAUGGCCACCGUAGUGCAAGUUCUACUGGAAUGUGAUGCCCAAGUCCAAACCCUGGACUUGGAGUAA
This is a messenger RNA of Vitis vinifera (wine grape), 1326 nucleotides long. Its product is annotated as putative receptor protein kinase ZmPK1. The record is from RefSeq and is a predicted model, not a curated record. NCBI's taxonomy places the organism in Eukaryota, Viridiplantae, Streptophyta, Magnoliopsida, Vitales, Vitaceae. Gene Ontology annotation, biological process: protein phosphorylation. Gene Ontology annotation, molecular function: protein kinase activity; ATP binding. The transcript has a single exon. Bases 1 to 1326 code for a protein of 441 amino acids.